Molecule: messenger RNA, 7920 nt
Organism: Danaus chrysippus (African queen)
Lineage: Eukaryota; Metazoa; Arthropoda; Insecta; Lepidoptera; Nymphalidae
Source: the annotation of a GenBank genome assembly
AUGUCGCCUCCGUCCGCGCUGCGCGUGAGGCAGCUCACCUGGGUGGUGGAGGUCGGGGACGUGCCGCCCUACAGGAGCGGGCCCUACGAGAAACAUCUCAACCAUAGCAAGUAUGAGCGGGAAGACGUACAAAAGAAAACGUUCGCAAAAUGGAUUAAUUCGCAGCUGGCAAAGCAAGGCAAGCCGCUCGUCAACGAUCUGUUCCAGGAUCUGCGCGAUGGAGAGGUGCUACUGUCACUGCUGGAGAUCCUCACCGCACAGCAGUUCAAGCGUGAGCGCGGUCGCAUGCGGGUCCAUCACCUGAACAACGUGAACGCGGCCCUGCGAGCCCUCGCCUCCGCCGGCGUCCGGCUCGUCAACAUUAGCAGCGGAGACAUCGUUGAUGGCAACCCUAAACUGAUACUGGGUACGAUGGGACACGGACACACUUCACACACACACACGCACACACAACAGACAUAUAUAUAUAAUCAACACACUCACACCAAACUCUGUUCGGCAGGACUCGUUUGGAGUAUUAUACUACACUGGCAGGUUCACUACCACCUCAAGGAGCUCAUGUCGGAACUACAACAGACGAACCUGGAAAAGACUCUCUUAGCCUGGUGUCGAAAUCACACACAGGACUACGCGGGUGUGAAGGUUGAGAAUUUCACAUCGUCGUGGUCGGACGGGCUCGCGUUCAGCGCGCUCCUGCAUCGCUUCCGACCGGAGUUGUUCCGAUACAACGACGCGUUAGGACUCUCCCCUGCAGAGAGACUGGAUCGAGUGUUCACACUGGCGCAGGACCAUCUCGGGAUCGAUCGACUUCUAGAUCCUGAAGACGUCAACACGACCAACCCUGACAAGAAGUCCAUCAUGAUGUACGUGAUGUGUCUGUUCCAAUCCCUGCCUCCAGCGCCGGCCACACACGAGCCCUGUCACCUGGACCACAACGACGGAGACGAGAUAGGGAGCCCCGGGGACCUCGGAGCGGAGGUGGGCGGUGGUAGCUGCUCCGCGUCACGGCCUGUGUCGGUGGCGACCACGUGUUCCGUGGAGCUAGGAGCCUACGGCGCUGCCCUUGAGGACGCGUUGGCUGCUCUGCUGCUUGGAGAAGAACGGCUCCGGGACGCACCUCCUCCCGACGAGCCUGGUGACCCCGGCUCUGAACAACCGCCCGGACGGUACCUCGUCACUCUCAAGGAGUACUUUCACGAGCACGAGGCGAGUAAGUUUCUUCUGGAGCUGUCGGAGCAGCAGUGGCGUGUGGGCGGUGUGCUGGAGGAGGGGGCUCGCCUGCUGCGGGAGGCCGCGCUGGCCCGAGACGAGGCGGCCGAGGUGCGGCUUCAGCUGCGGCUGCUGGCGCGGCGGUGGGAGGCGCUUCGUGGAGCCGCUAUGACGCGCCAAGCUGAUCUGCAUCGCGCUCUUAUGCGUACGCAACACGACCAUCUUCAGCGCUUUCGGCGCUGGCUCACCGCAACCGAGGACCGCAUGUCUCGUAUGGAGGCCGUGUCCGCCCCGCCCGGCGCCGCUUUAGAAGCAACGCGAGCGCUGCACGCUGACCUGCGACACCAGCAGCCGCUCGUCGACGCUCUGGCGGACUGCGUGCUGGUAGUGGACGACGAGGAAGACCGACACGAACAUCAAGACGACGCGGACCAUGCGGACCGACCUCUCACCAGCAGCGACAACGUGGCGGCCAUGGAGGACGAGUUGCGCGCUCUAGGAGAGCGCUGGUCACACGCGUGUCAGUGGACGCUCUCCCGCCUGCAGCGGUUGCAGCGCCACGUCGACCUGGAGCACCGCGCCGACCUCCUUAGAGACAAAGUUUCAACCCUAGAAAACGAUCUUAAACAGAUGGAAGCCUACCCCGCACAAGAGAUUGGAGAAGUUCUAGAACGAAUACGGUCUCUCCAGCGUUGCGGCGCGGAGCUGCGAGUGAGACGCGACGAGCUCAAUGACCUGUUACGGUCCCUGGAGGAACAUGAGGACGAGCACACGACGAGCGGGCUGGCGGACCGAGCGGACCAGUGUCAGGACCGACUGGACGCGCUCGACCUCAUACUGCGCGUGCAGGCCGACAGGAUACGAGAGCUCGGUUUCGAUGUGGACGUGUCGAGUGAGGUGGGCGGGGCCGGCGGGACCGACGAGCACGUCAGUAAAAAGCCGCGACUGGAAGCCGAGCGAGCGGGCGUCGACUUCCAGGCCGGUUACCGCGCCUUCAAUAACUGGGCAGCUGAAACAGAAAAUGCCUUGCUGAUGUGUAUGGAACAGCUCCAAACGGCGAGCGGAACGGAAACGGCGACAGGAGAGGCGCGGAGCUUACUGCAACGAGUCACGAGGGAGAGCGAGGAACGACGAGCGGACUUGAGCAACGUGGAGGAAAUACAGAGGAGACUAGCCGCCGACCAGGAACUAGCGGAGGAAGCCAAAUUACACGCACAAAGCAUAGAAGAGGUCAAGAAGCGAUGGGAGGGAAUACAAAGAAUGCUCCUCGACAUACGGAACACCUUGAACCUCUUGGAAGAUAAGGACAAUCUUUAUAAAAAUAUAAACGCUUUCGAAUCCGAUCUGCAGGACAUACACGCGUGGAAAGACAGAAUGCUCAAGGAGACGGCGACCAACAACCAACUGAUUCAUUUACGAAACAAAAUACGAACACUCAAACAACUCGAAAUAAAACUCAAAGAGUUAAACGCGCAGUCGAUCAUUUUACUGACGAAAGCUUUUUCAAAGACACACAAGGACGAGGUGGAGGCGGACACGAAACGAAUCAACGAAGCGUUCGAAGAACUGUUCCUGCAUCUGUGCAAAAAGGAAGUGGAAAUAAAAGUGGCUCUGAACAAGAAGCUGUCCCCGAUACAAACAGAAGACGAAUACAAGGCGGUGCAGAGGAAGAUUCAGGAGAUGGAGUCUCAGAUAAUAACAGAACACGCGAUCAUCUCCACCAGGGACGACAUGACACAGAAACUGGAGGAGCUGAGGCACAUGAGGAGACAGUUCGACGAGCUGCAGGCCUCGUACGACACGGUCGUUAAGGAGAAACGGGAGAAGUUCGAACAGGGCAGUCUGGAGGAGCUGAACAUGAGGAGCAGCGUCGAGAACCUGGUGCUGAGGUUCGACGACUGUAAGACCAUACUGGAGCAAAAGAUUGACAAGAUGGAGAAAGGCAUCUCUCUGCUGGGACGUCUCGAGGACGAACAGAAGGCUGUGGACUCGUGGCUGGAGGGAGUGCGUCGGUUCAUUGAGGAACACAGAGACGUGCCGCUGGGGGAGAUACACAUGCUGGAGGAGCUGCUGGACCGGAGCAACAAAUUCCUUGAAGAAAAAUCUGAAUAUGCGGCCAGAGUGGAUGACAUCGAACAAAUGAAGCGGAGCGUGCUCGAAGAUUGCGAGGAGGCUGUAGCGAAGACUCUGAAAGCCGACACGAUGAGAAAACGAUUCGAUUCACUGACCGAGGAGUCCCUGAAGAUGAACGAGGAGCUGCGGCGAGCGCUCGAGAAGACGGAGAGACUGUUCCGACGGAUCGACGACCUGGAGACGUGGCUGGGACGACUCCGAGACGACAUGCCGCGGGACGACGAGUGCGGCAUCGAGGACUCCGCGCAGCUGUACCAGAUGAAGAUGCGCUUCCAGACGCUCAAGGAGCGCUGCGAUGACAAGACGGACGAGUUCCGCGACCUCAACGAGGACGGGAACGAGAUGCUGCUGAACGCGGGCGCACCGGCCGUGGCGAGGCGCCUCACGCAGCUCAACGCACGCUGGACGGCCGACACGCACGCCGUCUACGAACGAUACAAGGUGCUGGCGGAGGCGUGGCUGGAGGCCGGGGAGCUGCGGGCCUGGCUGUCCGCGCAGGCCGCCUGGCUGGACGGACUGCAGCGGCGACUCAGACCGGACACCUCGCGAGCCGCGCGCGCGGACGCUGAGGACAUCUCCGAUGAACUAUACGAUCUCGAGAACUACAUCGCUAACCGCGACGAGGCGCGAGUCAGCCGCAUAGAAGCCGUCGCCAGGCAACUAGCAGACGCACACAUCAUGCCGCAGUGGAUACGGAACGAGACCGACACGCUGGCCCGGCGCUGGGACGAGCUGCGGGGACAGGCCGCCGAGCGGUCGGCCGAGCUGGAGGCGGCGGCGAGGGAGGCGGCGCGCUGUGAGGUGGCGCUGGACACGCUGCGGCAGUGGCUGGGCUCCGUCCGGGACCAGGGACACGUGCCGACCUCCACGGAGUUUGCAGAACGACGCGCGUCGCUGAGGGAGGUGCGCGUUCAAGAAGAAGCUCACCGGACGGCCGGACGACGGGAGGCGGCCGACCGGCUGAGAGACCAGCUCGAGCUGGCCGAGCGCGAGCUGGCGGCUCUAGAGCGGCGCGUGUCGGACGAGGGCGCUGUGAGCCGGCCGCCCGGGGACCUGGCCGCUCGUCUCCGUCGCGCCACGGAGACCCUGGAGGACGUGCAGCGGGCCUCCGCAGGCCUGGCGCUCCACACACACGACCCCGAUGAGGUCCGCACUCAGCUGCGAGCCUGUCUGAGGUUCUACCGCACCCUGAGCGAGAUCAAGUCGGAGGUGGAGUCGAUCAUUAAGACGGGCCGGAAGACUGUGGAGGAGGGCGGGGCGGACCGGCAGCGGGCGCUGUCCGCAGAGAUCGACGCGCUCAAGGAACUCUACAACCGACUGGGCGCGCACGUGACGGACGCCAAGGGUCGGCUGGAGGGGGCGCUGCUCGCCGCCCGGGAGAUACAGAGCGACCUCGCGUCCCUCGGCGUGUGGCUGAGGAGCGCCAAGGUCGCGGGCCGCCACAAGCUCGAGCUGGAGAUGUCGCGCAUGGCCGCCACACGAGACAAGCUGCAGGCCAACUACGAGCAGCUGGCCCGGGGCUGCGACCCCGCGCGCCUGGCCGGCCUGCGCGCGCAGCUGGACGACGUGAACCAGCAGUGGGAGCGGCUGAGACGACGCGCGGACCACGGGACCGAGCGAGAGGAGGAGGAGGUCAGUAUACGGUCACCUGUACGAGUCGCACCUGUUGUUGAUGACUGCGCUUCGGCCGCCUCGGCUACCGAGGCUGACGGUACCGUCCUAGUAGAGUACGAAAACGUAACCGACACGAUCAAAAGACGCCUCGAGAGUCCCGUUAACUCACACGAAACAGAGAAACCCGAGCAAAAGAGGUCCAGGAUACCGCUACCUCUGAAGAGCCCCUCCCCCAUCAAGAAGGAGGUGCAGGAGGGCGGCACCAGGAGCAGGGCCUCCUCGACGGAGAGACGGGGGAGGAGUCCCAGCGGCUGUAGGACGAACAGCGCCAGCACCAUGUCCGCUGACUCCAUCGAGGACGCCGCGUCACUGGCGCCCACCCCUCCCGCCGGCUCCGCCCCCGCCACUCCCAGCGCGAUCAGGAAAGACAGCAGCACAUUCAAUCUUCUCAAGGACAGCGACCUAUUCACACAAAUAUCUAAAAACAAAAUCGUCGCAAAGAGUCCUUCACCGUCUGAGGUGUUGGAGACGCACUCCUGUCACGUGGUGGAGGUGAAGGAGCAUGAGAUCGUGAAGUCGACCGUCGGACUCGUGUGGCCUCCGGAGGACGUGGACACAGUGGAGACCGUGGUGGAGUUCAUACCGCAGACAGUGGACACGGUGGAGAUCAUAGAGGACACGGAGGAGGAGGAGGGGGAGGGGGAGGGGGAGGAGGAGACACACUCCGCCGGCCAGUUCGGACACGAACCGAGGACAUUCGUGGUGGAGGUGAAGACACUGGAACACAGGAUGAAGCCUACCAUCGGGAUAUUGAAGAGGAGAGGAGACCACCGAGAGAAGGAGGCCAAGGUGGUGAGGGUGGAGGAGGAGGGAGCGGACGAGACCCUGGGAGAGGAGGAGGAGGAGACGGUGGACCCCAGGGGAGGGGAGCUGGACUCAGGCGGUCAGAACGGUAUCAUGGACGACGAGCUUAACGAGUAUCACAUACUGGACGACCACCGCGACCGACCGACAGGGACUGAGGACGGACAGGAGGGAGACCAGGGGGAGGCGGCUAGCGAGGGUAUAUAUACUGAAGUGGAGGAAGGACAGGCGCGGGUGAGCGAGCCGCUGUCGUCCUCGACCCCUGUGAAGAGACACGAAGACAACCGAGCGCACGUGGUGGGGGCCGAGCACAAGGAGCAGAGAGUGGACGAACACAAGCAGACGACCGCCAACCAGUCUUCCGUCGAGGAGAUAUCGGCGAUAGAAGAGGAGAAAGGGGAGGGAACGGAACAGGAGCUGGAGGAGGACGGGGACGACGAGGAGGACGCGGGGAGGUUAGAGGAGGCCGGGGAGAAGAUGAUGCGGCGGCUGGAGGUCGUGUUGUUGACACUGGCAGCCGUGCCCGCCGAGAGGGACCCCGCCAAGAGACUAGAGAUUCUGAAGAACCAAGUUGGUGGUGUGGCACCGGACGCGGCGGCGCUCAUCUCCCGCGGGGACAGCCUCGUGUACCGUCUGCACGGCACCCGGCCCGCGCUGGCUCGGCGGCUGCAGGAGGUGGUGCAGGACCCGCUGCGGGCGCGGUGGAGCGCGCUCAGGGCGGAGGCCGAGCACCGGCGGAGGGAGGCGCUGCGGGCCGAGGACGACCUGCGCGAGCUCGGGGCGAGGCUGGAGGCCGUGAGGCGGGCCGGCGGGGGCCCGGCCGCCGCGCACGACGCGAGGCGGCUAAGGGACCUGUGUCGAGACCUGCGGGACCGCCGAGUCGCCUUCCCCGAGCGAGCCGCCGCGGACGCCCUGGCCGAGUACGACGCCGCGCGCGAACAGCGGCGGGACUCGGACGACCAGCGACACAGUCUGGAGGAGCGGUCGGAGCUGGUGACGCGCUGCAACCUGGAGCGAGAGGCUGUGUCGAGGACCCUGGGGGCACUGAGGGGGGCGCCGCUCGGGGGAGGAGACUAUGACGACUUCCCGCUACAAGAGGACGCUCUGAACGAGAUAAAGAGCUCCAUCGAUGACAUCGAGAGAUCACUGGCGGAGAUAGAGAGGCGCGGGGUGAGCGGGGAGCAGGCGGCCAGGGUCACGGACAAGCUGAGGAACGAACUGACGAGGCUCAGGGACGACUACCAGGAGAGGCGGGACAGGUGGGGGACGGGGACCAGGGGAGGGAGGGGGGUAGAGGGAGGAGGAGACUGUAGCCGCGUGUGUCACAGGUGGCAGGCGUGUGCGGGGACCUGGAGCAGGCUGUACGGGGCCUUGGAGGAGGGGGGGAGGCGGCUGGACCACCUGCUGGAGGAGGUGGACGCUGUCGAGGAGCAGGGGGCCACGUGCGACCCGCACUCGCUGACGAGCUGGCAGGAACAGGUGAGGGGGGGGUGUCUGACGUCACCGGCGCGUGACCUGCGACUAACGUGUGUGUGUGUGUGUGUGUGUGUACAGCUGGAGGAGUGUACGCGGGGAGCGGAGGAGCUGAGGUCGUUGGGCGCGACCGUGACGGCGGCGUGUGGCGGCGCGCUCGGGGAGAAGGUCCGCGGACAGAUACAGGAACACGAGAGACGACGAGCGCUGGCCGAGGACAGGCUGCGCGCGCUGAGGACGACCAGCCCAACCAGUCCGAUCGGGGGGAGGGAGCGGGCGCGGGCUCGGCGGCCGGAGACCAGCGCCACCCUGGCGCGGGUCCGCGAGCUGCUGCUGACGACCAGCGCGCACCCCGCGGACCGCGCCAGCCUCGCCGUCAGACACAGCCUGGUCAAGGCUCGGGAGGAGGAGGUGGCGCGCGCUCUGACCACCGCCCGCGGGGAAGAGAGGCUUGAACUGGAACAGGGAUAUGUUGUAGUAAAGGACGAAAUGAGGGACGGUGACGUGUGGCUUCAGGUUAGUGACGACUACAGAUGUACUGUGAGGGGCGCGCUCGACAGACAUACAUGUGACACGGCUAAGAUAUCACCCAACAAGAUAUCUACAACAAACAUUAUGAAAUAUUAA